AUGAAGUUGCUAAAUCUUACCGGAAUUAUUGUGCUGCUAAGUCAAGCAACAUCAAUUUCUACUGCCAUCCUGUUCCCAAGGUCGUCAUCUGGUUCAUUGAAGCUUGCAGACCCAAUGGAAGACAUCAAAGCAGCUAUCAGACAACUAAAUCAAACUGGAGCUGAACGGAAAUCUCCAAAUAAAUUUGUUCAAGAUAGGGCUAAAAAGUUUGGCUACAAAUAUCUAAUUCCCAUUGGGGCUCAUAAUGAAUGGAAUAAAAAUUAUAAAAGCAAUUAUAUUACCGAGGGCAAAGACGGGGUACUAAACGUUUGGGUUACUGUGACAGAGGAUGGGAAUUUUUCCGAUCAAACCACAGUGAAGUGUUUAUGA
This is a messenger RNA of Blumeria graminis f. sp. triticale, 369 nucleotides long. Lineage: Eukaryota; Fungi; Ascomycota; Leotiomycetes; Helotiales; Erysiphaceae. The record is from the annotation of a GenBank genome assembly.